UUCCAUCCAUCUAUUUUCUUUCUUUCCUUAUUUUAGCGGAUAAAAUUAAUGUCCAAAGUCAAUAAUUAAUUAUGAUAAUGGCCAAUAAUGGCCUCUUGGGUCUGCAAUGGAAGUACUAUUAGGUUGAGCAAAUUAAAAGAGCAUCAUGGUAGUACAUGAUGUACUGGUACUACAUAGAUGAGUUUAGGUACAACCACCACGAAAAUGGCCUCCUUUCCCUUAUAAACUCACUUAUACCUAUAAUCGUUAAUUUCAAUUUCCUAAGAGUGAAAGAGUCAUAUACAUCAAAAAAUAUGAAAUCACACAUGACAUUAUUCUGGGGUGAUGCCAUUGAAAUUCUCUUCCCAGGUUGGCCAGGCUCAAACUUCAACUCUUAUAUGUUAGCCUUAACACUUGUGUUUGUGCUCAGUUUGGCAGUAGAGUGGCUUUCGCAUACCAAAUUCAUCAAGCCUACCAUGGAUAACAUCACAGCUGGGAUUUUACAAACUGCAAUGUAUGCAUUUCGAGUUGGAAUGGCCUAUUUGGUCAUGCUUGCAGUCAUGUCAUAUAAUCUUGGCAUUCUACUAGCUGCAGUUGCAGGAUAUACAAUAGGGUUCUUCAUCUUUGGCAGUAGGGCUUUUGACGAUUCAAAAAUAUCAAAGAUCUCUCCUUGCGAGGAUCCAGCUGAUCUUCCACCACUGAUUUGCUAAUCAGAAGAGCACAUCAAACUUUAAUUUGCAGCUGUAUGGUCAUUAUAAUUUCUUUAUGCAUAUUGGUAUAUAUACUCAAUUGUAUAUGAUUAUCCUAUUUUCUGUGAAACUUAGUACUCCAAAUUUAUAAUUUUUUGUAACAAUAUUUGGAUCUUGCAAACAAAAAUAAUGUACAAGUUGUUGUGCCUG
Quercus lobata is the source of this 878-nucleotide messenger RNA. Its product is annotated as copper transporter 6-like. The coding region runs from base 156 to 689 and encodes 177 amino acids. The record is from RefSeq and is a predicted model, not a curated record. The transcript has a single exon. Gene Ontology annotation, molecular function: copper ion transmembrane transporter activity. Gene Ontology annotation, cellular component: plasma membrane. Gene Ontology annotation, biological process: copper ion transmembrane transport. NCBI's taxonomy places the organism in Eukaryota, Viridiplantae, Streptophyta, Magnoliopsida, Fagales, Fagaceae.